This is a messenger RNA of Adineta ricciae, 1092 nucleotides long. NCBI's taxonomy places the organism in Eukaryota, Metazoa, Rotifera, Eurotatoria, Adinetida, Adinetidae. The record is from the annotation of a GenBank genome assembly.
AUGCCGUCUCUUCAAUAUUUGUAUAUAACCGUUCAACAUGAAAAAUGUAUCAAAGAACCAUAUUUAAAACAUCCACAACCUCAAAUUGAAUUUUGUGAAAAAGAUAUUCGCCAAAUGACUGAUGCAAGUCGACUUCGAACUGUUGUUCUACGUCAUAUGGCUCUUCAUAAUGUAAUAAUUCUAAUCCGUUCUCUCAAUAUGCCUUUGUUGGAGAAAUUAAUACUUGUUGAAAUAUUUCAUGAAACACUUGAACAUUACGAAGAGUUUCGUCAGAUUAUUAAUCGAAAAUAUUUACCUUGUUUGAAACAAUUUCACUUUCUCCUUCGCUUUCCUGAAUAUCUUCAUGAAGAAUUUCAACAAAAAGAACAAGAUCUUCCUUGUUACGGUAUCUGUAAAAAAAAGACAAGAGUCAUUCUUCUCUACACUUUACCAUUGGAUAUAUUACUACAAUAUACAUGUAUAAUUUACAGUCAUUCAUUUGCACAGCAUUCAUUGCAAAUCAAUCGAGAUCGAAUUGGAUGGAAGUGUAAUGAGAUACACAAUGUUACUCAGUUCACCGAUACCUUCAAUAAACUGGCUACUGGAUAUGUAGAUACACUUGUUGUACAAUUCUACGAAAUGAAAGUAAUCAAGCGAUCGGAACGUGCUUACAUUAUUGAUCAAAUACUUCAAAUGUCGCCUUGUCUUUUACAACUCACUGUAGAAUGGGAAGAUUUAUCUCUUUGCUCACAUUCCAAUACAAAUGUGAAACAUUUACGUCUUGAACUAAACAAAAGUAGUAAAGAUCCAAAUACAUACAUUCAUAUUGACUUUCUCGUUCAAUUAUUACCUCGUAUAUGUUGUUUCGAAACUAGUGGACGUUAUUUAUACUUCAAUGAAAAUCUCGUCCGAUUUGUGAUAAAGAUUAUCGAUACAAUUGAUCGACUUGUUCAAUUGAUUAUCAAUAAAUAUAGUUUACUACGACGUAACCCAAAAGUUGAAGCAUCAAUUGAAGAAGCAAUAUUCAAGGGUGGUAAUGAACAACUGUUAAAUUAUAAGAUAUGUCAAAUACGUUUUCCAAGUUGCACCGAACUUCGAAUUUGGUUAUCAUAG